GAUGGAGGUAGAGAAGGAGAGAGAGAGUGCACUCGUCAAACCUCAAAACGGAGGGACGGAAACAGUGUUGGGGAGGGAGGUGGUGGGGGGUGCUAGCUGGCUCUGUUUCCCUCCCUUCCCCCUCCCGCUCCCCUUCUCCCCCUCCCCCUCAACCCCACACUACCCCUCGCCUUCCAAAAACUCCUUCAAGACUCUGAAAUGCCCGCAGUGCAACUGGCACUAUAAAUACCAGCAGACCCUGGUGGCGCACAUCAGAGAGAAGCACUGUGUGCCAGCAGCGGGCGCGGCGGGCUCCUUAGCAGCGUGGGGGAGCAACAGCCCCUCUCCCCCCAGCUGCCCCUUCUGCGUCUCGGGCAAGCCUCACCCUCGUCUGGGACGGGGGGAGACCCACGCCUGCAGUUUCAAACCUUACCACUGUGUGGCAUGCGACUACUCCACUAACUCUAAAGGAAACCUCACGAUCCACACUCAGUCCGACAAGCAUGUGGCUAACGUACAGGGGGCCAGGGGCCCCCAAAAUGCUUACAGCACCCCCUCGGAUGCCCCCCGGCCCGGUAAGGCGAACAGCCCCAGUUUGGGGCAGUUCAGGAUGGUUAAUUUGCCACCCUUGGUUCGUCUGAGUGGCCAGGGGAAGUUGAGCAGCAUCCUGAUGAAUUUGGGGCUAGGGGGCCCCAGCGGGGGCAGUCUCGGGCUCCCCUUUAAAUGCAUUUUAAACAAACAGGGGCUCGAGCCCAGCUCCACGCUGAGUAGCAGCGCCGCCCCGGUGGUGGAACCGAGUACCGGCAGUCUGCCGAGCUGUGAUGUCAGUGAGGGAGCGAGGGAGGAGGAGGGCUGCAACCCCGGACUGGAGACCAAUAAGAGAGAUGGACUGGGAGCAACUGGGAGAGCCCCUACCUCUCCUCCUCCCCCUCCCUCUGCCCCUAUCCUCCCGGGGGAUCCUCCCCCCUCUCCCCCUCCCUCCAUAUUCCAGUGCCUCAUCUGCACCACCUUCACCACAGACCGGCUAACGGUGCUUCUGCAACACAGCUUCACCCCUCCCCCCCCUUCGCCUCCCACUGAUGACACUUGGUGGCGAGGUCCCAAACCGGGCUCCGCCCACCACUGCCUCCUCUGCCUCUACUCCACCCCCCUGUCUGCCAAUUUCGGGUUACACCUGCGGACGGGGCGCCAUUGCGCUCGCCUCGCACUGGCCAGGCACCUCAGGGGGGCGGGCCAGGGGUUCGAGGGGAGGUUAGGGCUCCCAGGAGCCCCCCCGGCCCUCACCCACCUCAGCUGCAGACUGUGCGGGUUCGACUCUCCGAGCCCCAGGGCCAUGCGGCUGCACGCACAGACUGCGGAGCACAGAGAGGCAGUGAGCAAGUAUCAGCAAAACCUCAACGAGAUUUGUCAAGACCGCUCCCCUGACAAAGACGCCAGCCAAUCAGAGCCUUCGUUCAAAUGCGGUCCGAGUGCAAACGGCGAGGGGGGCUCAGAAGACAAAGACUCGACCAACACAGAGUUCUGUUGUCAGCUCUGCAGUUUCUCCAGCCCCAGCGUGGAGCGCGUCCGGGAACACCUGAGCUCCCAGCAUGCCGUGCAGGGGGCGUGGCUUUGCCCGCUGUGCCAGGCGGAGCUGCGAGGGAGGGAAGGGCUGACGGACCACCUGAGGAACGGGCACAGCGUGGUGCCAUCCUGCCUGGAGAGACUUCUGCUGGCUGCUGUGAAAGUUGAUCCUCAGAUAUCCACUCGACCCAUGUGUCGCGGAUUCGCAGCCCCUCACAACAGUGACAUCACAGACUCGCCGACAGAAACCCAAACGGAGAGCCAGGCCCAACCCCUCCCGGCACUGCCAGCCCCCAACCCAGGGGAGCCCCUCUCCCCCCUCGCCGUGACCCCACCAGUGAAGCCAGCCCCCCAGCCUGGGACGGGCUCCGUCCACACGAAAACCAACGCCGUCCAAGAGAUACCAGAGAGAGAUGCAGAGUCUGACCUCCGGAGUGACAUAGACAGCGAGGGUGAGGAGGACAAAGAAGGCGGUGAUUCGCACCUGGAUCCCCUCCACCCUGUCCCGGGGUCCCGCGGGGGGGAGGCCAGCCCCCAGUUCAUGGACCCCUCCCGCCCGCACAAGUGCCACGUCUGCCAGGAGUCCUUCACCAAGAACAGCCUCCUGGUCUCGCACAGCAACUCCAUCUCUCACCUGCAGAAGGUGAACAAGGGCUCCCCUCGGGUCCCUUCCAGCAGUGCCAGGGCUCCUGCUCCGAGCAGCGGUAACGCCACCGAUGGCAGUGCCUGUCCUCCAGCCAGCCUGGAAAAGCUUUACAAAUGCAUCACCUGUAACAUGGCAUAUAGUCAAAGCUUGACCUUGGAUGCGCACCUUCGUUCGGUCCUGCAUUUCAGCAGAGUGAGAGAGGCUAACACUAACAGUAACACUAAUAAUGAUGUCACUACUGCUGCUAAUAAAGCAUCCAAUAAUAAUAAUAAUAAUAAUAAUAAUAAUAAUAAUAAUAAUAAUAAUGAUGAUAGACCCAAAGGCCAGAGUACCGACCUGCCUCAAAAAGACCCGACAGAAACCAGUUCCAGCUCCCAGUUGCAGCCCAGUGGACCGUCGGAACCAGUAACUGCCUUCCUCUCCCUCUCCCCUCCCCAGACAGCGGCCGCCCUCCCUCUCUCCUGCCUGUUGCCCCAGGCAGUCUCUCUGUUUGCCCCGCAGCAGGUUCUGUUGCCCCUGAUGCUGAACGGUUUGGGUCAGCCCGCAGGCGGGGCGGAUUUGGGAGGGGCAAGUGGAGACAGGGCGCUGCCCCAGAAUCCUCUGCCCCUGCUGGGGCUGGGUUUCCAGCCCACUGGAGCUCCGGCUCCCCUUCUUCAGAACGUGCUGAAGCUCUUAAACGGGCAGCGACCGCUGGCGGGCUUAGCGAAUGACUCGCGAGAAGAAGGAGGAGAAGCGAGGGGCAAACGUUCUCCCAACAGUCACUCUCACGAGGAGGAAAAGGAAGAGGCUGUAUUGGAUGACGAUCCGGAGGAAGGCUUACAAAAGGGGGCGACUGAGCGAGGAGAGGAGGAAGAGGGGCUCCCCAACGCAGAGGGAGUGGGCGCUGAAGACAGAGCAAGAGGGGCACAGGGCUACGAAAACGCGGGGACUGGAGAAGAGGAGGAGCAAAAAUCUGGCCGACACCAACAGGAGCUGGAGAAGGUAGCGACACGCAAACCCAAAACCGACCAGGGGAGCCCCUUCUCCCCCGGGGGAAGCCGAGAGACCGACCCCGCCGCCACUGGCGAACCCCAAAACCGGACCGGAUCAGUAAGGAAGGACGGUCAGGGACGGGAGACGGGAGCCGGAGAGGAGAUACUGAACGACUUUCAGUCCGAAGUCCUCCGCGCUUUCGUGGAGUCCGAGAGGGACCAGAUGGCCCGGAACCCUGGGAGGCUGGAGGACUGCGAGACCUUGGGGAAACUGGUGGGGCUGCCCCCGGAGAGGGUCCGAGCCUGGCUGGAUCGAGCCAGGGGGAGAGGCAGGAGCCAGGUCGCCGGCUGCAGCCACGGCUCCGGGAAUAACCGCGGUGGGAGCGAGAAGGGCAGGGGGGGUGGAUUGAGCGAGGCAGGGAAGCAGGAAGGUUCCUCAAAGCCUUUGCAGUCUAACCCAGAAACAGUCGCAGCUGCUUCUGUUAACAAGAAGGAUUGCAGCAGUGGGGGGAGUGAUGGGGUUAACAGCGGAAAGGCAAGAGGUCUGAUCAGCCCUUCUGUUGAUGUUAAAGGUGAUUCUGGGGGAGUUGAGGCAGAUCCCACUGCUGGCACCAGUGCAGAGUCCUUGAAGGAAGGGGGUGAGAGAGGGGAGAUCGGAGGAGGGAAAGGGGUUAAGAGAGGGAGGGAGGAGAUGGAGGGAAAGGAGGAGGAGGAGGAGGAGGGAGUGAAAAAGGAGAAACUGGACAGCCGCAGCAUUUUGGAUUCCCUGUUCAAAGUCAACAGGCUGCCCAGCGGGAGUCCUGGCCUGCUCCCGGCCCUCAACUUCUCCCUGCACCCUUCCCUGGGCCUCCCCCCGCAGCUGAACCCCUUCCUCGCGCGUUACCUCAACCCCUACGUGAUCCAGGGGCCCCCGGGGGUCGGCGUGUCGCCACUGGCCAGCCGGAUCCCGCACCCCAACCUGGUUGGCUCGCUGGCUGCCGGUUCCCUGCACAGCCCCCCAGCCGUCACCAGAAUCCCUCCCCUCUCUCUCCUCCACCACCUGGUGAGAGCGAAGGUGGAGGACAACGAGGCGCCAGUGGAUAUGACCAUACCCAGGAAGAGGGAGAACGAGAGAGCUUUGGAGAAGGAGGAGAGAGGAGGGGGAGGGGGAGGGAGCAUCAAAGUGGAGAACCGCCAGCAGUCCUUGCUGGGCAGGUACCCCCCCAUUGCCAUGAAAACUGAGAGAGGAGAGGAGACACCCGCGUUGGAGACCUCGAAACCGCAUCCUCGCUUCUCCAGGAUCCUCCCCAGUCCUGAGAGCGCCAGGGGCAGCUGUGCCUCAGCAACCCGCCCUGAGGAACCCAGACAACCGCGCACCCCCUUUCUCAAAGACAGCCGCCGGUCCCGUACCACCAUUCACCCUGAGCAGCUGGACUUCCUCUACGGCUGCUACUUCAGAGACCCAAACCCAGUGAAACGGGACUUCGAACGCAUCUCCCAGUGGGUCUGCCUGGAGAAGAGAGUGGUGCAGAUCUGGUUCCAGAACAUGCGAGCCCGGGAGAGGAAAGGCGAGGUCCGUUUCUUCAGCGACGGGACCCUGGCCGCCGUGGGCAAGCCUCUGAUCCGUUUCACCUGGCCGCCCGCCUCCUUGGAUGAGCUGCCCAGCCCCGAACGAGCUGGGUUAGAGACCCCGGGGACCCUGGAUUGCAAGGCCGCUCUGGUUAAAAUCGAGAACGAGGCUCGAGAAGAAGCCUGCUGUUUUGAGAGCGCUGGGAAGAAAGCAAAGCAGUGGGGAUUGCAAACGGAUCUCUCCGCGGCUUACGAGAGCCUGCCAGAGGAUUCUGCGCGGGAGAGGGGCGGGGAGGAGGGAGGAAAAGAGGGGGCGGACUCCGCAGGCAACAGCCACAGCAGCGCCGAUGAGAGCCUCUCGGAAGAUCCAAAACCAGAGGCCCUCAAACCCGGCCCUUUGGCUUCCUCUCCGUCAUCCUCUUAUCUCACUCGCUCGCAAGCCCAGAGAGAAGGUCCGGCCAGGAAGAAGCGGAGGAGGGAGGAGGAGGAGGAGGAGGAGGGGUACCGCGGCGAGGGGGCCCGGCCUGAGUCAGACCCGGUCCAGUCCCAGAAGCAGAAACGAAGGGCCAGAACCCACCUCAGCAAGCAGCAAGUCCGGGUCAUGCAAGCGUGUUUCAAACGCUGCCGGACCCCAACCGCUCAUGAGUGUGACAUCCUGGGCCGCGAGCUGGGUCUGCCGCUCAAGGUGGUCCAGAUCUGGUUCCAGAACUCCCGGGCCAGGGAGAAAAGGCUCACGUCCAGCCCGGGCGCGACCCACCAGCACCAGGGCCAAGACGGACCGUCCAGGAUGGACUUCCAGAGCCUGGAGGAGCGGAGGAGAGGGGAAGCGUCGUGGUCCAAGUGCCAGCUUUGCGACUUCCGUUUCGGGGAGCAGUCGUCCAGCAGUCGGGCGCACCUGUUCUCCAGGGCUCACCUGCAAAGGUUGAAACAGGCAGAAGCAGGGCAGCCGUGCCCUCAGGAGCUCGCCCCAUUCCCGCCCGCUUCGCCCGCUGCACGCAGCUCCAAGCCAGUGAACCCGGAACAGCUUCCUGGUCACGGCGUCUUUCUGAUGAAGAGGAGCCGUUAA
Polyodon spathula (Mississippi paddlefish) is the source of this 5773-nucleotide messenger RNA. RefSeq names its product zinc finger homeobox 2 (gene zfhx2). NCBI's taxonomy places the organism in Eukaryota, Metazoa, Chordata, Actinopteri, Acipenseriformes, Polyodontidae. The coding region runs from base 2 to 5773 and encodes 1923 amino acids. Gene Ontology annotation, molecular function: zinc ion binding; RNA polymerase II cis-regulatory region sequence-specific DNA binding; DNA-binding transcription factor activity, RNA polymerase II-specific. Gene Ontology annotation, biological process: brain development; regulation of transcription by RNA polymerase II; regulation of neuron differentiation. The transcript has 9 exons. The record is from RefSeq and is a predicted model, not a curated record. Gene Ontology annotation, cellular component: nucleus.